AUGCCUAAUUUUGUUAAUAUCCGUCUGUGGAAACCUGGUCUUAAAAAAUCAGAACAAUAUAAAUCUCUUCAACGUAAUUGUCUUAUGCGUGAAUUUGAGUGUAGACAAAAACAAGCGAGACAUUUAGAAAAACAAGUCUCAUCUAUUUUAAUAGAAUUAGAAAAACAUCUUUCUUCAAUCGAUUAUAUUAAUAUAAAGAAGUUCUUUUAUAAUUCAGCAUGUCGAGUACAUUCUAUAGUUAUGAGUAAUCACCAAAAAAAACUCGAAAAAUUAAAUCGAGGUCCUACUGGACAAAAUUACGAAGAAAUGAAAUUAAAAUUAAUUUAUAAUAUAUCAUCAUAUACUCUUUCAAAGGUAGAAGAAAGAUUAUUAUGUCGCGGUUGGGAUUUUUGUGUAGAGAAUAAGAUAACGAAUUUCUUAGAUUUUGAAACAAAUUUAGAAUUAAAUGCAAUGAAACUACGACCUCAUUGUCAUGAAUCAAUUUUUCGAUCUAUUUGUCGUCAGAUACAUAAUGCUUCACAACAGUUAAUACGUACAUCUAAACAUAAGAAAAUAAGUAAUUUAUCAGAGGAAGAAUUAGCAGCGUUAAAAUCACUAAAAUCAAAUAAUAACAUAAUUAUAUGUAAUGCCGAUAAGGGAAAUUCUAUUGUAAUACUUGAUAAAGAAAUAUAUAAGAAAAAAGCUGAGGAAAUACUUAAAGGUAAACAAUUUGAACCAUGGAAUAAUGAUAAAUUUCAUCGAGGACAAGAAGAAAAAUUGAAUAAAUAUAUUUUUUCAUUAUUUAAAAAAGGAGUCAUAGAUAAUAAACUUCGUUAUCAACUACAAUCAACAUGUUCUUCACUUUCAGUCUUUUAUGGUCUGCCAAAAGCAACUAAAAUUGGUUAUCCUAUACGUCCUAUAAUAUCAACUAUAGGUAGUUAUCAAUAUGAAUUAUCAAAAUAUCUAGCAAAAGCAAUUAGAAAUGCGCGUCCACAAGCAAAAUCAUAUAUAAAAGAUUCUUCGAAUUUGUAA
Molecule: messenger RNA, 1011 nt
Organism: Rotaria sordida
Lineage: Eukaryota; Metazoa; Rotifera; Eurotatoria; Philodinida; Philodinidae
Source: the annotation of a GenBank genome assembly